GCUCAGGGAGCACAGAUUAAUGACCGCUCGGUCUUCAUCAGCUGUGAAACAAACAAAAAGGCCCCAAGUCCAGGAUGAACUCUUACUUAGAUUACCCAGUGUGCAACCGGGGAGCAAAUAUUUUCAGUGCCAAGGCCGGAUACCACAAUCUGAACCAUGGAUACGUGUCGUCCAGCUCGUGUGCAACAAGUGAGAGUUACGCACCGGACGGCCGACUAGUUGCCGCAACUCCUGCGCCGAGUCUCCCCCUGCACCACCAGACCCACGUCAACCUGGACCUGCAGUUUGCGGCCACUGGGAGCUCCAUGUACGGGUCAGCCCUGGAGUACGGACACCACCAGUACGGCCUCGCACCCGAGCAGGACCGGAGCUUCCUCCACGCGCAGGUUUCCCCCGUCGGACCACACAUGGCCCCCUACACCGGGGACAGCUGCGGGCCUGGGGCUGCCACCGGCGGCCAGUAUCUACACUUUGGAAACGGGGAUCAGAGACAGCAAGAGUAUCCGGAGAGUGUUUACGCGAGGUUACCGCUCCAGAGUCAGGAGAAGGAUGUGGAGCAAGUGGAGGACACUUCUAAGACAUUCGACUGGAUGAAGGUGAAGAGGAAUCCUCCUAAAACAGCUCUCCUGUCGGAGUUCCCCGGUCAGCACAACGUGAUCCGCACCAACUUCACCACCAAGCAGCUGACGGAGCUGGAGAAGGAGUUCCACUUCAACAAGUACCUGACGCGGGCGCGGAGGGUGGAGGUGGCCGCCGGCCUGGAGCUCAACGAGACGCAGGUGAAGAUCUGGUUUCAGAACCGGAGGAUGAAGCAGAAGAAACGCGAGAAGUCGGCCUGCGUUUCGAUCAAAGCUGCGGCACCUGUGGAGAAGCUCUGCGACACGGACAGCUCUCCGAAGGGAAAAGGGAAAGACUGUGAACCAUGAUGUGACUUUUGAAAAACAAACAAUAUGACUGAAGACCUGAGCAGUUCUCCACUUCUCUCCUUCAGUCUCACCAUUCCAGUACACACUGUGAAACAUGCAUGUGGACUUUGUGAAAUAAACAGGGUAUGUUUGUGUGUCUGCUUAUGCGCUCAUAGUGCAAUGAUUAAUGCUGAAUGUGAUUCUGAAAAAUGUCUUGUCAUCCGUUCUUGUGUUUGUAACCUUCUUAUCAUAAUGUUUGUGUUGGAGUACUGAAGUACUCAGUGUCAUUGUUUGCAUUAUUUAUUUACAGGGUAUUUUCCAACAACUGUGGAAAUGUUUUAGCUUAAUAAAGUUUAUGAAACGAAAAGAGAGUGUUGUAUUUGCUGUUUAUGUAAAAACAAAAUGUUUAGACUGUAAGAAAAAUCCUCCUUAAGUCCAAUCAAACUUUGUAUCUUGAUACAGAAUUUGAAGUAUUC
Anoplopoma fimbria (sablefish) is the source of this 1381-nucleotide messenger RNA. It is a transcript of the gene hoxb1b, whose product is annotated as homeobox B1b. NCBI's taxonomy places the organism in Eukaryota, Metazoa, Chordata, Actinopteri, Perciformes, Anoplopomatidae. The coding region runs from base 75 to 926 and encodes 283 amino acids. Gene Ontology annotation, biological process: regulation of transcription by RNA polymerase II. The transcript is spliced from 2 exons. The record is from RefSeq and is a predicted model, not a curated record. Gene Ontology annotation, molecular function: DNA-binding transcription factor activity, RNA polymerase II-specific; RNA polymerase II cis-regulatory region sequence-specific DNA binding. Gene Ontology annotation, cellular component: nucleus.